AUGAAGCUGGUGAGCGAGAUCGUAAGAGAGCCGACCCUGUCCGUAGAAGGCGUCAAAGAGGUGAUAGAAGUGCACCGGUGGCGCAGAUGCAGGUGGCCGCGGCGUGGUACAUAUCGCAUCACCGCCCGCCCGCAAUUUCGCGUAAAAUUGGCAGCGUGCGGCGGGCGGGCGGCGGCAGCGGCGCGGAGCGUCGCUCCCGAAAUAGUGUUCGGGCGCGGUCGUACGCUCUCGGGAACGGCGCCCCAGUCGCCGUGUGGCCGCGCGCGCGCACCCGCGUCGCCUCGCCAGCCGUCCCGACGCCGCACGAAUACCCGGGUGAGGGAACGAGCUCGCCGGUGCACGAGUCAACGGUGCGCGUAUUUCGGUCGCGAGAGGGCCCCGGGCCGCGUCGGGCGCGCUGCCCGCGCGCUGGCCGCCGUGCUCUGGUGGUGGUGCGUGGCGCUGCUGCGGCUGGUCGCGCUCUGCGCGCCUCCCCCCGGCCCGUCGCCGCCGCCCUCCGCCCGCGCCGCGGAAGAUGCGCCGUCGGCGGCCGCUUGCGCGAGCGCGCCUUCCAACACCACCGAGCCGUCGCCGCCGCCCGAGCCGCCCGACCCGCCCGCGCACACCGAGUGGUGGUGGGCGGGCGCAUGCGUUGGCGCCGCUGUGCUGGUGUGUGCGGCCGCGGGCGCGCUGGCCCGCCCGCACCUGCGCCGCCGACACGCUGCCGCCGCAGCCGCCGCCGCCAACCCCGUGAGUCGUUGUAUUACUAUUUUAUGCAAAUAUACAUGUAGACACAACAUAUUUACCUGUUUUACUGAUAGAUAAAAAGCAAUUCGUUUUCUGCUGGUUUUUAUUAUUAGACUGUAGAUAUUUAACUAAGAAAGUACAUAAAAUGUACAUGCAUCAGGUUAAAAUUGGUUUGCAAUUAAAAUAAUUAUAGAAUAAGUACUUAAUAAUGCUGAUACCAUGAAGGUUGAAGAUGCAAUUAUUUUGAUUAGGUAUAUAAAAUUAUUCACCCUGUUAUCAUUUUCAUAGGCGACAAUAACAUGAACUCAGGAUUCCCAGGAAUCAAAUGGCGGUCAAACGUCGGACAAUUAAAUAUAAAAAAAAAUUAAGGGAAUAAGGGAUAGUACCUACUAAUUGCGAGCCGAUAUUCGACUUAUUGUUGCAAAAGUAUUUUCAAUAGGAACAUUUUUGCACGCCUUUUUUUUCCUAUUUCCAUUGGUGAUAAAUAUUACUAGAAGUGGUAAAGUAGAAACCUGUAAGUAUACAAUCACAGUAGGCGGAUAAGUAGAUACAGUAAGACAAGAAUUUUACUUUAAUAUUCCUACAAAUGUGUAAACUAACAGGAUUUUUUACGAAUUUAAAAUUAAUUGUUCAUACCAUUGUACGUAAUAUUACUAGUUGUUUAUUUUAUAGGAGAUGUUUAUUUACAUAAUCAAUCUUGUAACAACCAGAAAUCAAAAUUUAAAAUAUACGAUGGUACUUUUCUU
Spodoptera litura is the source of this 1472-nucleotide messenger RNA. The record is from RefSeq and is a predicted model, not a curated record. Lineage: Eukaryota; Metazoa; Arthropoda; Insecta; Lepidoptera; Noctuidae.